UCUGCCUCGGAGAGACUGAGCAGAGGCGGGAAAUGGCGCCUGGUAACACAACGAUGUGUCAUUUCGGAGACGGCCCUUGAGUAGAUAUAUAACAGAAAAGAAAGUCGGAUCAGAUCACGAAAACAACCGCUGCCUCUGUUGUGAUGGUUAAUCGCUCUUGAGUCGUUAUCUCCAGAUACUGCGGGCCACCGUAAACCUUACAUGUGACUGCUAAAACAAUGAGGCUGAGAAUGCGUAAGGCGUCUCAGCAACCGAACCCCACUCUGGCAAGCCGCCCAUCUCGUACCAAGCGGAGGCAUUCAGAAGUAGAAGAGGACCCUCCUCCCACGGGUGGGAGGGGCUUGUUCUCGACCAUCAAGAAGUUCAUCAGAGGAAAUGCUGUCAAGGUGCAGCAGGAGAGCCCAGCCAAGAAGACACGCCUCCACUGUGAUGUGGACAACAACCUGAUCACCUCCACCCCAACAAACACCAACAACCCCCGCAAGACUAUCAGCAGGGUCGGAAGGAGAGGCUCCCUCAAUGGACAGGCAACCAAUCAUGACAGGAGUAAGGAGAAGCCCAAUGGCAGUCUGGAGGAGACGACGGCCGUUGAGGUGCCCACCAGCCCUCCCAGAACCACCCUUCUCGGGACCAUCUUCUCCCCUGUUUUCAACUUCUUCUCACCAGCUAAAAAUGCCUCUUCUGGCUCAGACUCUCCUGACCAGGCAUUGGAGGCGGAGGAGAUAGUCAAGCAGUUGGACAUGGAGCAGCCUGUAGAGAUGCCCACCAGCACAGUCACAUCCACACAAGAAGUGUGUGCCACCACUAACUUCUACUCUAGUGUAUCACAGCUGCCACCUCUGCGACCUCCGCACAUCCCCGAGGUAUCUCCCACAGCCGUGGAGGGAGAACUUGAUGCUGAUGCUGACCUUCCACCCCUCACAGCUCCAGGCUCCAGUCCAGAUAUGGCCUAUGUGGACUCUCCUCCUACCGCAGUACCACCAGAGGCAUCAUAUGAGGAAGACUGGGAAGUGUUUGACCCGUAUUUCUUCAUCAAGCACGUCCCUCCACUGACAGAAGAGCAGCUCACUCGUAAGCCAGCGUUGCCGUUGAAGACACGCAGCACGCCUGAAUUUUCCCUGGUCCUAGACCUGGAUGAAACAUUGGUUCACUGCAGUUUAAAUGAGCUGGAGGAUGCUGCACUUACCUUCCCUGUCCUCUUUCAAGAUGUCAUUUAUCAGGUGUAUGUGCGCCUGAGGCCGUUCUUUAGAGAGUUUCUGGAACGCAUGUCUCAAAUCUAUGAGAUCAUUCUUUUCACAGCCUCUAAAAAGGUGUAUGCGGACAAACUCCUCAACAUCUUGGAUCCUAAAAAGCAGCUAGUGAGACACAGGUUGUUUCGUGAGCAUUGUGUCUGUGUCCAGGGAAACUACAUCAAGGACCUCAACAUCUUGGGCAGAGAUCUGUCAAAGACCAUCAUCAUCGACAAUUCACCACAAGCCUUUGCGUAUCAGUUGUCCAAUGGGAUUCCCAUAGAGAGCUGGUUCAUGGAUAAGAAUGACAAUGAGCUGCUGAAGCUGGUGCCCUUCCUGGAGAAGUUGGUUGAGAUGAACGAGGAUGUGCGGCCGCACGUUCGGGAGAGGUUCCGACUUCACGACCUGUUGCCCCCCGAUUGAACUCAACCACCGUCUCAGAAUGGGACAACAUGAAAAGACUGAAAACAACAUGCGUGUAAAAAGCCCCUCUUUGGAUUACAAACUACAACAUUGCCAUAACUGUUAAAAUUUUAGCCUUUUCUUUUUUUUUUUCUUCUUUUGGUUAAAUUUUUGUUUUUAAAUCCACCGUUGCUUUUUAAAAAAAAAAAAAAAACUUCAAAAGAAACAUUUUUAAAUAUCUGGGUGAAAUUUUCUAAAUAUUAAUGUAUAGAUGAAAUUACACACACACUAUGAACACGCCCAGGUAGACUCCUCUUUUUGACUGUGGAGCUGGAUAUUGUCUCCAUUCUUAAUCCUGAAGUCUUGGUGCUGGUUUAGUGGAUGUGAAAACGCCACCCGGUAAAGAGGAACUCCACCCUGACAGAGUCCCUGAACCCAAACCAACCCCUGGUGCUCACGCUGUUGACACUGACGAAUAACGACACUCUGUGGCUACAGACCAUUUUCAGCAGGAAUGACUGGCCUGUAAAUCAAUCUGUGCAUGUGUGUAUGUUUACUCCUAGCCACACACACACACACACACACACUCACUUAUUUGGUGUUUGGCAAACCUACAAUGUGUAGCCUUUAAAAUCAUAUGCAUUCCUCCGUAGCUAAGUCAAGUUUCUAUUGUUGGUUGCAGUUUAUUUCUGGUAAAACUGGUGUUUCAUUGUUUUAAAAAAAAAAAAAAAAAGUAAAAAAAGAUAGCGUUUCAAAAUGUUUUACUUCUGUUUGUAAGAUAUGAUAUUUUAAAAGGGGUCAUGUAAGUUUUAUUGUAAGCCUUUUUCCUUUGGGUGCAUAUUAAUGCUGACAGUCCACUGCAUAGUUGAAUGAAAUGGAAUUAAUCCAGGACAAUUAAGGAUAGUUUGUUCUUGUUCUAACAAAUAGAGGUUUAAAUCAAUAUGUUGGCUUCACUGUGGAUACAACAAGGCUCUUUAAUUAAAUGUUAGGAUUAAGAAUCUUCUUACCUGUAAAUCUGACAUAUUGUAAAGGUUUGAGGGCAUUCAUUUUCAAAGUGAGACGUGUCAACGUUAACCUUUCUUUAAUAAUGGUAUUGAUUUGUCAUUUGUCUAUAACCAGUAUUGUCUUUUACUCCUAAUCAAGUAUUCUGGCUAAAUCCGAGCUCUGUUUCUUUUAGUUGUAAUGUGUAAUUUGAUGGCUAUGUCAGUAGCAUCAUGACUAAUGUAGCACAUCCCUGCCAGUGUGUCAUGAAGUCUACUCAUGGUAGAAACCUAUGGCCAGACCCUGUACCAGCCAUAUCUGGCACCAGCAACAUACUGUUUUAACAGUCAGCCUUACUGACUGCUCCUCUGUCUGUUUUCAUACUUUUUAAUUUGUACUUUUAAGCUUUAGAUUUUUUUGUUUUUAUGUUUAGCGCAGUUUGAAGCUUUGUGUUUAAGAAUGGUAACUAUAUGAAUGUGUAUCUGCCUGACUUCAGCCUGGACACUCAAGCCAAACUGACAUUUUACUCCUCUGUUUCAAAAAUUUAUUUAACAGUGAGACAAAACAGUAGGCAGAGAUGUAGAUGUUGCACUGGCAUCCUUACGAGCCUGAACCUGAGACAUAAAGCUCAAGUCAGCCUGUCAGUCGUACAAGCCUGUCUUCUGUCAUAGCCCCCCACCCCCAAGAGUUAACUUGAAUCUCUGUGAAAAUUUGGCAUGCAUUGUUGAAGUUCUUGCUCAGUUUUAAAUCAAAGUGCAUUUUAUGUCAAAGCAAAUGUGAGUGUUUGGAUUUGUCUAGGUUGCCUGUACAGUGCCAUACGAUUCCUCUCCUCACAAGCCCCCACCACCAGCCCUCUGUCCCCUGUGGUAUUUCCUGUGCUUCCCCCCGCGCUUAGAUGGAAAGAGACAAUCAGACCUCAAAGCUCUGCAGAUACUGAAACCUAGAGACACCCACCCCUCCCCCCUUUUUGUUUUUCAGUGUGCCGUAUGUGUUGUGUACUGUGAUUCCAUUGAGUUGUACUCCUACCAUGAGUACAUUUGCCAGGUGAAUCCUGCUGUGCUCUGCCCAAACAAUCCCUGCUGCUCACUCAACGCAGGUUCUGUUGAAAGAUGGUUCCCAUCUGCUCAGCGCCCGCCUGCCUUUGCCUUUUCUUUUUUGUUUUUCCACCACAAGUUAGUAGCUCUCCAGAAAUUAGAAUUAGUUUGUAUUCAAGUAACAGUUACAGGGCACAAUGGUGUUUACUCAAACGUAAUGUUGUGAGUGCACAUGUCCAGACUAUGAAUGUAAAUUGUACAUGGGGUGAAGUCUCAUGUGUCUUUCCGAAUUCCUUGUUGCGUUCUCUCCUCAUCAACUCGAAAAAUUCAAUGAGGAGGGAUGGCACCUCCAUAUCUGCCAUUCACAUGUUGAAGAGGAGGCAAGAACAGUGUGCAUGGAAGAGGAAACAUGUCUUGAGGUCCCACCAUGGUAGUCCCCUCCCUUCCCCCCUCCCCCAUGACCUCUCGCCAUCCUGACUGCCAGCUUUUAGUAUGCAAGCCUCACCUUGAGAGUGCGAUGUAGCCCAGGUGUGCUCGUCUCCUCAGUGUGAUCAUGUAUAAUUAUCAGUCGUGGCUUGUUUCUGAAGGAUAGGUGGGAGGCAUUUGAUACUUUUCAUCCAGCUCAUUUUUAUGUGCAUUACCAGUUUAUUGUACAAUACAGUGUUGUACAAUACAUGCAGCUUCAUGUUUAAAAAAUCCUUAAAGUAAGGAAUCUUUUUGUAUUUUUGAUUUCAAAAGGCAUGUCAUAUCUACUUUUUAAAUGUAUUAAUGAAGAUUUUAACUUGACUUCAGAUGGAGUGUUUUUUUUUGUUUUGUUUUUUUUCUUACAAAUAUCUGUAUGUUUAGUUUAGCGCAAUGUUACUGAACUGUUAAACUUAGCAUGUAGAGAAUACAGCUUGCUUUGUGGGAAGGUCCUGAAUUAAAUUUUAAUCAUGGCACUUUUUCUGCAUAAAAGAGCAAUUGUGUUAAUGAUUUUAUUUUUUUCAAUAUCCGUUAAGCCAUUUUACUUGCAAGAAUUGCUAUUUGUGCUGAAGAUGUAUUUAAAAAUGUUUUAAGACAUCUUUGUUAGCCUUCAGGCUAUAUGCUAUUGUAAAGUGUAUAUACAGUUACAUUGAAUUUCUGAAACAAAGUUUUAAAGUUAAAAA
Dicentrarchus labrax (European seabass) is the source of this 4791-nucleotide messenger RNA. RefSeq names its product CTD (carboxy-terminal domain, RNA polymerase II, polypeptide A) small phosphatase like 2b (gene ctdspl2b). The record is from RefSeq and is a predicted model, not a curated record. Gene Ontology annotation, molecular function: phosphoprotein phosphatase activity. Bases 219 to 1652 code for a protein of 477 amino acids. Lineage: Eukaryota; Metazoa; Chordata; Actinopteri; Moronidae. The transcript is spliced from 13 exons.